Molecule: messenger RNA, 4257 nt
Organism: Anguilla rostrata (American eel)
Lineage: Eukaryota; Metazoa; Chordata; Actinopteri; Anguilliformes; Anguillidae
Product: probable G-protein coupled receptor 139
Exons: 2
Coding region: 835-1920 (361 amino acids)
Biological process (GO): phospholipase C-activating G protein-coupled receptor signaling pathway
Cellular component (GO): plasma membrane
Molecular function (GO): neuropeptide receptor activity
Source: RefSeq, a predicted model, not a curated record
UCUCCUUCAUUCUGUCGCUCUCUUCAUCCCUCACUCAUUCCCCUUUCUCCUUUCAUCCAUUUGUCCUUUUUGUCCCCCUUUUCGACUCCUUAAGUCACAGGUACAAACAGUUACAUUGUAUUUUCCCUUCCUGCUCUUUCUCUCUCUCCCCAUCUCUCCCUCUUUCUCUCCCCCCUCUCUUUUAUCCAUAUUCCAAAGCCUACAUUUUUCUCUUCCUCUUUUUUCCUGGUUUUAUCUCGUUUCUCCUCACUUGCUGGCACAUUCGCCUUCCCUCUCUCUCAUUUCCCCUCAGUCACACAUCCAGACCCCCCCCCUUCUCCUUCUCUCCCCCUCUCCCUCUCCCCCUCUCUCUCUCUCUCUUUCUCUUUCUCUGUUGCUCAUUCCCAUUCUCACUCAGGGAGACAUUCAGCAUCCCUCUCCCUCCUGCCUUCAGCACCCUUACCUUGGAACCGUUCACCCCCAGGCACUUCUCUCUCUCUCUCUCUCCCUCUCUCUCUCUCUCUCUCUCUCAAGCACUCAUUUGCCCUCUCUGCUUCCCUCUCUCUCACACACACAUACAUUCAAAUGCAGCGUUACCCUCUCCCUCUCCGCCUCCGUCUCUCUCUCCGUCUCCGCCGCUCUCUGGUUCCCUCCCGCUCUCUCCCUCUCCGCGCGCUCCAUGCCAACUGACACCCAAGGACAGCGCACCCUCCCUCUCUCUCUCUCUCUCCGCCCGGCUCCCCGCGGCACCGGCACGUCGUCGCCCGCCUCGCCUGAAGGAGCUGGAAGAGGACGAGGAAGAGGAGGAAGAGGAGGAAGAGGAGGAAGAGGACGAAGCAGCGGGGACCCGUAACCAUGGAGCACAGCCACAUCUUCACCUCUCUGCCCCCCAACAGCAGCGUGUGGAGCCCCAGCCAGCCCCUCCAGGGCUGUCCCCUUGGCCCCCUGCCCGUCAUCUACUACAGCACCCUGCUCUGCCUCGGCCUGCCCGCCAACAUCUUGACGGUCAUUAUCCUGUCCCAGCUGGUGUCGCGGCGUCAGAAGUCCUCCUACAACUAUCUCCUGGCGCUGGCGGCCGCCGACAUCCUGGUGCUCUUCCUCAUCGUCUUCGUGGACUUCCUGCUGGAGGACUUCAUCCUGGGCGCCCAGUUGCCCCCCUCCCUCAACAAGGCGGUGCAGGUGCUGGAGUUCUCCUCCAUCCACACCUCCAUCUGGAUCACCGUGCCGCUCACCGUGGACCGCUACAUCGCCGUCUGCCACCCGCUGCGCUACCACACCGUGUCCUACCCGGCCCGCACCCGCCGCGUCAUCCUGGCCGUCUACCUGGGCUGCCUGCUCACUAGCGCCCCCUUCUACUGGUGGCCGGACCUGUGGCAGGGGCUGCCGGGCGGCGGGGGCAGCCUGGGGCAGCAGGUGCUGGUGUGGGCGCACUGCGCCACCGUCUACCUGGUGCCGUGCUCCAUCUUCUUCGCCCUCAACUCGGUGAUCGUGCACAAGCUGCGGCGGCGCAGCUGCUUCCGCCUGCGCGGCUACUCCACGGGCAAGACCACCGCCAUCCUGCUGGCCAUCACCUCCGUGUUCGCCGUGCUGUGGGCGCCGCGCAUGGUGAUGAUCGUCUACCACCUGUACGCCGCGCCGCCCGCCGCGCCCGGCCCCGCCCGCCUGCUCCACCUGGUCAACGACGUGGCCAACAUGCUGGCGCUGCUCAACACCGGCAUCAACUUCUUCCUGUACUGCUUCAUCAGCAAGCGCUUCCGGGGCAUGGCGGCCACCAUGCUCAAGGCCUUCUUCCGCUGCCAGAAGCAGCCCGCGCCCUUCUACGCCAGCCACAACUUCUCCAUCACCAGCAGCCCCUGGAUCUCGCCCGCCAACUCCCACUGCAUCAAGAUGUUCGUCUACCAGUACGACCGGAACGGGAAGCCCGUCUGCAUCUCCUCCUGAGGCCUGGCCGCCCGGUCCGUCGGCCGAUUCGCUCCACGCCCAGCCCCGCCAACCCCUCUGUCGGCUCGCGUUGCGUCGCCGUGGCGACCAUAUUGUCCCUCGUCUUCUUCCUCUUGCCCGUUGUCCUUCAGUUCCGGUGCGUGGGCUGAGAGAGAUGGAUGAGGAACACCCUCCUGGUGUGAGGGGGAUUGAGGAGAGGCCCCUGAUUGGCCUUUCCCCGCACCAUGUGACUGAGGUGGGGCCUUGUGCUGGGAGGGGGCAUGUCUCUCUGGCUCCAUGUUUCUCCUCGACAGCUUUGUGAAGCUCUCUGAAUCUGUGAAGCUCCAAAGCUCCGAAUCACUGGAGCUCUAAAGCUCUGAAUCUUUAAAGCUCUGAAGUGCAAUAGCCCUGAACCGGAAGCUCAGACGAUCUGAAUCUCUGAAUCUCUGAAGCUCAAAAGGUCUGAAAUCGGAAGCUCGAAAGCUCCGAAUCUUUGAACCUCCGACGCUCUGCGCACAGCCACGUUCCUGACUGACAGGCACGCGUUGCCGGGGUGACGUGAGCACCCGUAGUCUCAGCAGAGGCUUUUCUGUUAUUGUUCGACCAGCAACUCAUGCCAAGAACUUUUCCAUCUCAGAGGUGCAAAAAAAAAAAUAGUGAAUAAUAUAUAUAUAAAUAUAUAAAUUAAUAAGGGAUGGACAGGUGCCUGUACUGACUAUUGGGUAUGGGGGCGAUUGUUUGGCCUCCACACACAGAAUGUAAUUGCGAUGUUUGGGAUCCCAACCCAGUGCCGUGCACAUUGAGGAACGGGCUGAGUGGGGGGGGCAAGCGUGCCAAUGCUACUGGUGUUCACUUUUCAGAUUUUUGUAUUUCGUUUUCUAGUAUGUACUCGUGCGUGAAGCCUUGUGGUCCUUGUGAGCGUGAUGUCACAAAACCCAGCACCGUGGCCCUUUAAAAAAAACAAAAAAAAAGUACUUCCCCUGGUGCUGGGCGGCAUCGCAGCGUUUUAGAGUAAGGUCCCCCCCCCCCUCUCUUGGGGUGUGUUCCAACUCCUGACUUACCCGCCUCGUACCCGGGCCCAAAACAAGGAGGUGCUUCUGCCCGCUAGGUCUCGUCUUCAAAGCAACAGACAAAAAAUUAGCUAAAAUAAUUAAGGGGGCCCAGCGUCUGGCGGGAGUCCCCACGGCCGGCCCACCGCGGCCCUCGUCCGCGCCGCGGCCGGUAACGGCGGCCAUGUUUCCCAGGGGUGCACCGUGGACGCCAGAGCCCUGCGCCUGGGGGGGCCUGGGGCCCUGGGGGCCUGGGGGCCUGGGGGCCUGAUGGGUCGUAGGUGACCGGCUCUUUGAUGCGAGCCCUUCAUCUCCCAGGAGAUGUUCCAGACGGCCCGCUUCGCGAGCCGAUCGCUGCCGCCUGGGUUCGCACCGAACGCCCGCAAUAACCGCCACGGACGCCUGGUCCGCUGGCCGGGGGCCGGGUGCCUCCUCUUCGCCGUAGAACACUAGAUAGACUGUUAAAUGUACUGUAAAUGCAAAAAAAAAAAUUUCAUAAAAUAUCAACAAAACACAAUAAAAUGACAUUUAAAAAAAACACACAAAAAAAACAUCAGGUUAAGGUUUGCAAAGGUCACUUUCUUUAUCAGUAAGUCUGUCACAGCUGACAACGUCGAGAGUCCUCUACAAUUGGUUAAUAAUAUGCAAUUGAAUAUUCAUAGACUUUACCAGUUGUUCUGACAAUCUAAUAAUACUGUGUAAUUUCUGCAGCUGAAAAGAAUUUUAAUGGUGUUAGUUUGCAACCCUCUACCUAAGGUGUUACAUGAAAAGUUGAGAUCAUGUCAAAACAACCAAAUAGACAUAAAGUAGCAGUGUAUGUGUGUGGCGGUGUGUGUAUGUGCAUUUGUUUGUUUGUUUGUUUCUGUGUCUGCCAAAGUGCACGUGCGUGUACCUGUGCACGUGAGCACGCACGCGAGCGUGAAUGUGCACGUGUGAGCGAGCAUGUGCACACAAGAGCCACUGUGCUCGGUGCUGAUUUGGACUGACCAUCUUUAGUCUGUUCCGGGAAAACCUCAGCCUCAGGCAGAAAACUCCCCUCAGACCCCUUAAUCUUUCAGCUGUGUCACCCUAGCAGGAGACCAGACAGCGCAUUUACACACACACGCACACACCCACACACACACCCACACACACACACACACACACACACACACAGGCACACACACACGCACACACACACACAGUAAAAGACAGUAAAAACUGGUAGCCCCAGUACAGAGGAGAGGAAGAAAUGAGAAGGCAGGAGAGGGGGGGAAAAAGGAGGGAGGAGGUGAAGAAUGGAGGUAUAAGAGCCAGAAGAGAAAUUGGU